Molecule: messenger RNA, 498 nt
Organism: Anoplophora glabripennis (Asian longhorned beetle)
Lineage: Eukaryota; Metazoa; Arthropoda; Insecta; Coleoptera; Cerambycidae
Product: 52 kDa repressor of the inhibitor of the protein kinase-like
Exons: 3
Coding region: 95-364 (89 amino acids)
Molecular function (GO): protein dimerization activity
Source: RefSeq, a predicted model, not a curated record
CUUUAAUUUUGAUUCCACUCAUAAAUAUCAAUGAAAGACAUAUUUAAUAUUCAACAUACUUAAACACACUGUUGAUGAAAAACUAAAAAAUGCGAUGGAUGCUUUGAGGGCAAGCAAUAAAGAAAUCUACCCUAACAUACUCCGACUUCUUCAAAUAUUAGCGACUUUACCGGUAUCCACAACAACUAAUGAAAGAUGUUUUUCCAAUCUUAAACGGAUCAAGACUCAUUUGAGAAAUUCUAUGACGGAAGCGAAAAUUAAUGGCUUAGCAAUACUUUCAAUUCAGAGGGAUAUGGAAAUAACCUCUGAAGAAGUAUUAGAUGAGAUAGGUAAAUCAAGACUACGCUUAGAUUUUAUCAUUUAGUAAACUAAAUAGGUAGGACGUAGAUGUACUUACACUGAAAACUGAACACAAGAAAUAAUCAAUAUACUACACUAAGUGUCGCUUACUGAAUAUUUUUUCUGUACUGUUACUUUUUUCUUAAUAAAAUCCUCGAU